Eruca vesicaria subsp. sativa (arugula) is the source of this 2682-nucleotide messenger RNA. The record is from the annotation of a GenBank genome assembly. NCBI's taxonomy places the organism in Eukaryota, Viridiplantae, Streptophyta, Magnoliopsida, Brassicales, Brassicaceae.
AUGGCGUUUUCUGCUUGUCGUCUCCUAGUUCUUCUGCAAAUCUUCUCAGCUUUUUUUCUUAGUCAUGCUCAAGAUCAGUCAGGGUUCAUCAGUUUGGACUGUGGUUCACCGAGUGGAACUACUUUUCGUGAGGGAACAACAAACCUUACUUACAUCUCUGAUGCGAAUUACAUCAAUACUGGUGUUGGCAGAAGUAUCAAACAAGCAUACCGGACUCAGUUUCAGCAACAAGCUUGGAAUCUAAGGAGUUUUCCGCAAGGCAUUAGAAACUGCUAUACCCUAAACCUAACCAUAGGCGAUGAGUAUCUGAUCAGAACAAACUUCUUACAUGGAGGAUAUGAUGAUAAUCCCACCACACAGUUCGAGCUUUACCUCGGGCCUAACCUAUGGACUACAGUUUCAACCACAAAUGAGACCCAGGCAUCAAUAUUUGAGAUGAUACAUGUCUUGAAGACCGACCGUUUACAAAUCUGUUUGGUCAAAACAGGAGACUCAACGCCUUUCAUCUCCGCUUUAGAGCUUCGUAAACUAAAAAACACAACUUACUUGUCUCGACAAGGGUCUUUGCAGCUCUUCAUCAGAGCUGACCUCUGUUUUGUUCGUUUUAAGUAUGGAAUCGAUGUGUUUGAUCGUGUCUGGACACCGUAUAACUUUGGAAACUGGUCACAGAUUAGUACCAACCAGACAGUGAAUGUCAACAAUGACUACCAACCACCAGAGAUUGCUAUGGUCACAGCCUCUGUUCCAACAGACCCUGACGCACCUAUGAACAUUUCCCUAGUUGGCGUGGACCGCACUGUGCAAUUCUACGUUUUUAUGCAUUUUGCCGAGAUUCAAGAGCUUAAACCCAAUGAAACAAGAGAGUUCAACAUCAUGUACAAUGGCAAACAUAUCUACGGACCCUUUACACCGCUUAAUUUCACCACUUCUUCCGUUUUUACUCCGACCGAAUUUGUUGCCGAUGCAAAUGGUCAGUACACGUUUUCGCUUCAAAAGACAGGAAACUCGACGUUGCCUCCUCUACUCAAUGGCAUGGAGGUUUAUUUGGUUAACUUGCUUCCGGAGCAAGACACCGAUAGUAAAGAAGUUAAUGCAAUGAUGCACAUCAAAUCUGGUUACGGUGUGAACAAGAUUGACUGGGAGGGAGAUACUUGCGCGCCAAGGUCUUAUAGGUGGUCUGGUAUUAAUUGUAGUUACAUUGACAAUGAGCAACCAAAGAUCAUUUCUUUGAACUUGUCUGCAAGUGGCUUGACUGGAGAGAUAUUGGAGAUCAUAUCAGAACUUACCAAUUUAGAAGUUCUUGACUUGUCUAACAAUACUUUAACUGGUUCGGUUCCUGAGUUUCUAGCAAACAUGGAAACCUUAAAAGUCAUAAACCUAUCAAACAAUGAGCUAAACGGUUCAGUCCCUGCAACUCUCCUGGAUAAAGCACGAAGAGGAACAAUUUCACUAAGUCUCGAAGGAAACACCGGACUAUGUUCGUACAUUUCAUGCGCCUCCACAAAGAAGAAGAAGAAGAAAAACACUGUUAUUGCACCUGUUGCAGCCUCUCUUGUUUCAGUCUUCCUCAUUGCAGCUGGAAUCCUUACUUUCCUUAUCCUCAAGAGGAAGAAGAGAGUCAAGCUUGGUUUUAAUACCAAUCCAGGAACCGGUACAACACCUUUACAUUCGAGGUCUCACCAUGGUUAUGAAUCUCCAGUGAUAGCCAAGAACCGCAAAUUGACUUACAUUGAUGUUGUUAAGAUAACAAACAACUUUGAGAGGGUUCUUGGUAGGGGAGGUUUUGGUGUUGUUUAUUACGGAGUAUUGGAUAAUGAACCAGUUGCUGUUAAGAUGCUCACUGAGUCUACUGCACUUGGUUACAAACAGUUUAAAGCAGAGGUUGAGUUGCUUCUUAGAGUUCAUCACAAAGAUCUCACGUGUCUUGUCGGAUACUGCGAAGAAGGAGAUAAAUUGUCUCUCAUCUAUGAGUUCAUGGCGAAUGGGGACUUAAAAGAGCACUUAUCAGGGAAGCGUGGACCGUCGAUACUAACUUGGGAAGGAAGGCUUCGUAUAGCAGCCGAAUCAGCUCAAGGAUUGGAGUAUUUGCACAAUGGAUGCAAACCGCAAAUAGUCCACCGUGACAUUAAGACAACUAACAUCUUAUUAAACGACAAGUUCCAAGCUAAGCUUGCGGAUUUCGGGCUCUCACGGUCUUUCCCACUUGGAACUGAGACUCAUGUCUCCACUGUUGUCGCAGGAACUCCUGGAUACCUUGAUCCUGAAUACUACAGAACGAACUGGUUGACAGAGAAAAGCGAUGUGUUCAGCUUCGGUGUUGUUCUACUUGAGCUAGUAACAAACCAACCCGUGAUAGACCAGAAAAGGGAAAGAUCACAUAUAGGUGAAUGGGUUGGUUUGAUGCUAUCAAGAGGAGAUAUAAAUAGCAUUGUGGAUCCUAAGCUUCAAGGAGACUUUGAUCCGAACACGAUAUGGAAAGUUGUUGAGACCGCAAUGACUUGUCUGAAUCCGUCUUCUUCAAGGAGACCGACGAUGACUCAAGUAGUUAUGGACCUGAAAGAAUGUCUGAACAUGGAGAUGGCAAGAAACAUGGGAAGUCGGAUGACGGAUUCAACAAACGAUUCUUCUUCGAUUAAGCUGUCGGUGAAUCUCACAACACAGCUUAAUCCUGGAGCUAGAUGA